Heterobilharzia americana is the source of this 1176-nucleotide messenger RNA. Lineage: Eukaryota; Metazoa; Platyhelminthes; Trematoda; Strigeidida; Schistosomatidae. The record is from the annotation of a GenBank genome assembly.
AUGCAUAUGUAUAUGCAUAUACAUGUAAACUGUUUAUCUUAUGGUUUGUUACACAAAGACCAUCUAAUCUGUUGUAUCAAAAUGCUCAAAGGGAUCUCACCGAAUGAUGCCGUAUCUACAAGUCAACAGGCUCCACCGUCACCCCAGAAUCCUCCCGGUUUCAGACAGCGACGUGGAUCAAUUUUUGUCACAGCACUGGCAGCUGAACAGCAUGGAGCCCCAGGUUCAUCCACAGAUAGUCCAGGAUCUAUGAUAGUUAGACUUGGCAGAUCAAGUACCGGUGGAACAAUUGGUGGUACUAGUGGCAGUAUAUCAAGUACAAAUGGAUUAGCUGGAAUUUUAUCCGACUCUAAUGCUUUGUCAGGAGCUCCUGUUGAAGGUGUCAUUGUAACUCCAUUUGCUCAAUAUCAGAAGGCAGAAAACGAUUCUCGACCAGAUAUACAGUAUACUAUAAUAUCAGCCUCUCCCUUUGAGAAAGAUACCUUUGAAAGUCUGGGAAACUUUAAUCCACCCGCUUGGCAUCAGUUUAGUAAAGAUGAAAAUAGGGCUAAUUUCGAAAAUCCAAUAGUUCUUUUGGUCAGCUUGCUUAAUCCUCUUUCUAGAGGAGAAAUAAAAAUGAAGAAAAAUGACAAUGGCUCGCCCAAUGGAAAACUGGAAGUUAAUCCAGCAUACCUUAGUGAACCAAAUGAUGUCAAUCGGUUAGUAGAAGGUAUCAUUUGGAUAUACAAAGCACUAAACUACGUCAAUGCAAUGAACAAACUCAAUUUAACAAUUUCAAAUACUAAGAAACCGAUAAGCAUAAAACUACACCUUCCGCAUUAUUUCGGAUGUCCAAAAAUACCGAAAGCUGAAAGUGAAAAAAGCUUUGAACAGACCAAUUUUUCUGAGGAAUUGAAAGAAGCUAUUGCCUGCCUUACCAAAUCAACAACUUUGUCCAAUUAUCACACAGUUGGGACGUGUGCUAUGAAACUACAGAAUACGAAUUAUCCAGCUGUUGUUGAUCAAAACUUCAAGUUAAUCGGAGUGAACAACGUGCGCAUUGGUGAUGCCUCAGUCAUUUCGAAAAUUCCCACUGGUAAUCCUGCUGCACUGAUAAUGGCUAUUGGAAAUCAGUUGGCCAAAUAUGUAGUUCGUGAAAACUGGCAACAGUUGAUCAUGACAACGAAUUCCAAGUAG